AUGGGUCUCUUUAACCGCAAGCCACGCCGAGAAGACUCUGGUGACGAUGGUAGCAACUCGGAGAAUAAGAAGGAAAAGGGCGGUUGGAGGAGGCCAGCCAAUACUGCAUUCAAGCAGCAGCGACUCAAGGCAUGGCAGCCCAUCUUGACACCCAAGACAGUCCUGCCGACAUUCUUCAUCAUUGGCCUGCUCUUCGGACCCAUCGGUGGGCUCCUAAUCUGGGGGUCGUCGCUCGUUUCUGAGAUGACGUUCGACUAUUCACAAUGUGAGAAUCUCGAGGCGUCCACGCAGAACGGGUCGUACACCUUUUCCGAUGUCCCCAGCUAUUCCUAUCGACUGCGCUCUUCUGAUAGUGGGGUCUCAAUACCAAAACCUCAGAUGGCAUUGCUCAACAACACUGGAAACGCGAGCGUGACGGAUGUCUCCCAGGAGCUCCAGUGCGUUCUCCAGUUCUCAGUCCCCAGAGACUUGGAACCGUCUGUGUUCCUGUACUACAAACUCACAAACUUCUACCAAAAUCACCGGCGCUAUGUCAAGAGUCUGGAUUCCGACCAGCUCAAGGGUAGUUAUGUGUCGCCGAGUGAUCUGGAUAGUAGCGACUGCAAGCCACUGGGAACACGGGAUGGGAAGGCAAUCUAUCCAUGCGGAUUGAUCGCAAAUUCUAUAUUCAACGACACAUUUUCCUCGCCUGUACUACUCAACCCCACAAAUGAAACUCAGACAACGGCCUACCAGUUCUCCUCAAAUAAUAUAGCUUGGGCAGGAGAAGCCAAGAAAUAUACUACGUCACCCAUCAGCUCUAGUGGUUACUCCUCAGCAGAUCAAAUCGUUCCACCACCCAAUUGGAUGAAGCGCUACCCCGAUGGCUACAACGACAGCAAUGUGCCAAAUCUCAAAGAGGAUUCGCACUUCCAAAACUGGAUGCGAACAGCGGGACUGCCGACAUUCACGAAACUCUAUGGGCGAAAUGAUGCUGAUACGAUGGUUGCUGGACGUUACGAAAUGGUUAUCGGAUUGAACUUCCCAGUGCUACCGUACAAGGGUACCAAGUCCGUUGUCAUUACCACGGUUUCGUGGAUAGGCGGAAAGAAUCCGUUUUUGGGUUGGGCAUAUGUCGCAGCAGCAGCACUAUUUGUUUUGUUGGCGGUUGUAGGAACUGCACGACACCUCAUUAAGCCUAGACGGCUGGGCGACAUGACCUUGCUUUCAUGGAAUCGCACAUAG
Molecule: messenger RNA, 1224 nt
Organism: Desarmillaria tabescens
Lineage: Eukaryota; Fungi; Basidiomycota; Agaricomycetes; Agaricales; Physalacriaceae
Product: cell cycle control protein
Exons: 5
Coding region: 1-1224 (407 amino acids)
Cellular component (GO): Golgi apparatus; plasma membrane; endoplasmic reticulum
Source: RefSeq, a predicted model, not a curated record